GGCAGAAGCAAGAACAUACCACGAAAAUCACCAGGCAUUAUGUAUUUCUGUGUUGACUGCGUACGGGAAAUACUAAUAUACCCGAACUAAAGCCAUUAUGUGAUAAUAUCUCACCGUUGCCAAAUGUUGAAAUGCUAUUAAAAGUGAUACAGAAGUUUGGUACGACUGGAUUUUACAAAAUCUCGGACGUGAAUUCAGGAAUCUGGUAUACCAGAUAAACCAAAGUGUUCCAAGUCACUGCAAUAAGGCAAAACAUUUUUCUUCACAAUAAAAUCGCUUCACCUCUCUUGACUGAUAUUUAGCUGUUGUAGAGUAUGGCUUCCGUCGAGAGGUGUACCGUACUCAUAACAUUAGUUCUUGUUGUACAUUGCGGGGAACAUAUCGUCAAUGGUGUGAUAUCAGAUAUACGUCUUGUUGAUGGUCCAACGUCCAAUAAAGGCACGGUUGAGAUCAGGCAAGACAAUGGAUCAUGGGAGACAACAUGUGGAGUAAACCUUGGUAUCAAUGAUGUCAUUGUCAUCUGUAAACAGUUGGGAUUCAAAGGAGCAAGCAGAGCAAUAACAAACACAACUUAUGGACAGAGUUCAACUCCUACUAGAGGGCUGACUUGUAGUGGUGACGAAGAUAAUUUGGCUGAGUGUACGUUGUUUUCAAAUGCAGCGUGCUCUAUUGCAGGAGCAGCUUCGUGUCAUGGUGAUGGAUAUAUCGGAUGUUUUAAGGAUGAUGUGAGAGACAGAGUGUUACCCGGAAUCCAAAUCGCCUAUUCAUUGAUGACCAUUUCCUAUAGCAUCCAGUAUUGUAACGAGUCAAACACAGCUAACUAUACAUACGCUGGCCUCGAAAAUGGAUAUGCAGGUUACUGUCACAGUAGUGAAACGAGUGAUAACUUUGCCCGACAUGGAGUGGUAUCAGAUGCUAACUGUCAGAUCCCAUGUUUCGGGGACCCUACCGAUAGCUGUGGUGGGUCAUUAUACAUAGCUGUCUACAGACUUUUCCAGUCAACGCCUCCCUCAACUACGGUUGCUGAAACGAGUCCAACUAUUGCUACUACUGAUACUACUACUACUACUACUACAUCUACUCCUUCUUCUUUUGCAUCAACAUCGGGUCAAUUGGAUGUUAACACUGAUGUACGUCUUGUUGAUGGUCCUACGUCCAAUAAAGGCACGGUUGAGAUCAGGCAAGACAAUGGAUCAUGGGAGACAACAUGUGGAGUAAACCUUGGUAUCCAUGAUGUCAUUGUCAUCUGCAGACACUUGGGAUUCACAGGAGCAAGCAGAGCAAUAACAAACACAACUUAUGGACAGAGUUCAACUCCUACUAGAGGGCUGACUUGUAGUGGUGACGAAGAUAAUUUGGCUGAGUGUACGUUGUUUUCAAAUGCAGCGUGCUCUAUUGCAGGAGCAGCUUCGUGUCAUGGUGAUGGAUAUAUCGGAUGUUUUAAGGAUGAUGAGAGAGACAGAGUGUUACCCGGACUCCAACUCGCCUCUUCAUUGAUGAGUAUUUCCUUUUGCAUCAAGUAUUGUAACGAGUCAACCAGAGCUAACUAUACAUACGCCGGCCUCGAACAUGGAUAUGCAUGUUACUGUCACAGUGGUGAAGCGAGUGAUGACUUUGCCCGACAUGGAGAGGUAUCAGAUGCUAACUGUCAGAUCCCAUGUCUCGGGGACCCUACCGAUAGCUGUGGUGGGUCAUUAUACAUAGCUGUCUUUAGACUUUUCCAGUCAACGCCUCCCUCAACUACGGUUGCUGAAACGAGUCCGGCUAUUGCUACUACUGAUACUACUACAUCUACUCCUUCUUCUUUUGCAUCAACAUCGGGUCAAUUGGAUGUUAACACUGUUUCCCAGUCAACGCAUCCUCCUACUACGGUUGCUGAUACUUCUACGUUUGCAUCAACAUCGGGUCAAGUGGAUCUUAAAACUGUUUUCCAGUCAACGCCUCCUCCUACUACGUCUGCUGAUACUUCUUCUACUUUUGCAUCAACAUCGGGUCAAGUUGAUCUUAAAACUGAAAUCGCCAGCACUCUCGCUGUGGGCAUACUACUCGCUUUUGUUACCUUGUAUGGUAUCAUCAUAACAUUGAUGUACCUCCAUCUCAGACGCUCUAAAAUCGCUUUAAAACCGUCAGUCAGUGACAGGGAGGGCCAGGAACUCGAUCCCUACACGUCCUUAGAUACAACAACUAUGAAGCAACCAGCCUACGAGGACAUCAAAGCAACUAGACAAGGAAAUAGAGGCUACAUAAAUGCAAUCGAGGGGGUAGAAUAUGGAAAUCAAAGAAUAGUGGAGCAAACAGCUAGAGUGAAGAAAUCAAACUUGGGAGUUGCCGAUGAGAAUACUGAGCCGGAGUACGAGUUGCCGAUGUAAAGUGAUACCAUGAAGUAGGACCCAGAACGAGCUUUAAAUACAGUUAAACCUGUCUAUUAAGGUAAAAUGGGUGUCUUUCUAUAGACAGCUUCUACAACACAUUUAGCUUGUAUAACUAACACAAGAUGCAUAGCAAUACAGAUAGGUGGCUAUGAAGACAAGUUUGACUGUAUAUCAUGAGCUCUAUAAGUAAAGUUGUACAUGUAGCGAGUUUGUCAAAAUAUUAUAGGCUGUUACUUGAUAAUCUCUGAUGUUGUUGUUGUUAAUAGUACAUUUGUAAAGCUCUUAGAGACAUUUUAUUAAGCGCU
This is a messenger RNA of Strongylocentrotus purpuratus (purple sea urchin), 2677 nucleotides long. RefSeq names its product deleted in malignant brain tumors 1 protein. The transcript has 14 exons. The coding region runs from base 315 to 2369 and encodes 684 amino acids. Lineage: Eukaryota; Metazoa; Echinodermata; Echinoidea; Camarodonta; Strongylocentrotidae. Gene Ontology annotation, cellular component: plasma membrane. The record is from RefSeq and is a predicted model, not a curated record.